CACUAACUUCCGGGCUUUUGCACAUGUGGAGAACGAUGUAUGAAUGUCACCAAGUUCAACAUUUUGUUUCCCAGCAGUUGAAUAUUCUUUCUGAUAUAAAGAUGGACUUGAGCACCAACUACCACCGCCAAGCUGCAAUUCAACUGGAAACCGAGGUUUCUUGCUGGUACAACUGGUUCUGUGAAGUCGUAAAAUCUCAACAAGAGUAUGUUAGAACACUUUCCAGGUGGAUCCAACUUACUGACAGUCUUGUCGAUGACCAUCGUAAGAGUCUUUACUCAUCUUCUGUUCGUCGCAUGUGUGAACAAUGGAAUCUUGCCUUUGAACGAUUACAACAUAAGGAGGCAGCAGAAGCCAUUAAGAGCCUUCAAUUAGCGAUCUGCUCAAUUCGCGUGCAGCAAGUAGAGGAGCACAAU
Messenger RNA from Prunus avium (sweet cherry), 416 nucleotides. NCBI's taxonomy places the organism in Eukaryota, Viridiplantae, Streptophyta, Magnoliopsida, Rosales, Rosaceae. The record is from RefSeq and is a predicted model, not a curated record.